GGUGUAUUCAGCUCUCUUUUUGUCCGUUCGUUGCCGAUUUCAUCUUGAAAAUGUAUCUAAAGCGGCCCAGAACCCAGAACAUGUGAAAAGACGUUGCGCGACUGUACUGGGACUUGCCCGGAGGACUAGCAAGGACAAGAAGUCUAGUAGGCUUUGGUCGGCCAUGGCGGCAACUUUCAACUUUACCGGAAUUAUUGACCGGCUGGAAAACAAACACACAUGUGCAGACUGAAACGGAAGUUGCUCUGCCAACUGCAAAGCAGCGCCUGGAAAUCAUGUCGAAUGUACUCGAGGCAACGGGCGCGCAGACGCGGGUCUCGGACGAGCAGAUCCACACGUCGGCGUGCGGCAGCGCCAUCGAGAUCAACUACGACGAUGAGGAGAGCCACCCCGUCGUCGUCCCCUUCUUUGCAGAGUGGGCCUUCGGCAGUCGACCCGGCGGCCGCGCCCUCAACCUGUCCGUCGACGGAAAGGGCCUGCUGGCGUACUCCAGCGCCCACGCCAUCGUCUUGUACGACUACAAGUCCCACAGCCAGCGCUUGCUACUCGGACACAAAAAUAACGUGGUGGCGAUGGCCACGGACUCCUCCGGGUCCUGGCUGGUGUCGGUGGAUGGCGGCGGCAAGCUGGAGUCCAGCGCCGUCAUCGUGUGGGACCUGAGCUCCUCGUGA
This is a messenger RNA of Frankliniella occidentalis (western flower thrips), 671 nucleotides long. RefSeq names its product cilia- and flagella-associated protein 251-like. The record is from RefSeq and is a predicted model, not a curated record. The coding region runs from base 276 to 671 and encodes 131 amino acids. Gene Ontology annotation, molecular function: protein binding. Gene Ontology annotation, cellular component: motile cilium. The transcript is spliced from 3 exons. NCBI's taxonomy places the organism in Eukaryota, Metazoa, Arthropoda, Insecta, Thysanoptera, Thripidae.